Equus caballus (horse) is the source of this 222-nucleotide messenger RNA. It is a transcript of the gene SPRR4, whose product is annotated as small proline rich protein 4. Lineage: Eukaryota; Metazoa; Chordata; Mammalia; Perissodactyla; Equidae. The record is from RefSeq and is a predicted model, not a curated record.
AUGUCUUCUUGGCAGCAGUGCCCACCCCAGAAGGCCCAGCAGCAGCAGGUGAAGCAGCCCUGUCAACCACCUCCUUUCAAAUGUCAAGAAACGUGUGCACCCCAAACCAAGGAUCUGUGGGUUCCCCAGGCCAGGAAGCACUGUCCAUGCAAGGGUACUGCCAUCCCAGCCCAGCAGAAAUGUCCCUCGGCCCAGCAAGCCCCCAAGAGUAAACAGAAGUAG